Molecule: messenger RNA, 1504 nt
Organism: Lycium ferocissimum
Lineage: Eukaryota; Viridiplantae; Streptophyta; Magnoliopsida; Solanales; Solanaceae
Product: protein VTE6, chloroplastic
Exons: 5
Coding region: 97-1077 (326 amino acids)
Cellular component (GO): chloroplast inner membrane
Source: RefSeq, a predicted model, not a curated record
CCCAACAAGAUCCUAGUUCCGGUUCCGCCAACACACGGUUUAUUGAUGAGUCCACAGUUUCCGGACUUUGACGUGAAAAAACUCUAAACUUCAAAAAUGGCAUUUUCAAGUCUUUCAUUACCACCACUUCCAUUACUAUUCCAUCAUCAAAAACCAAACCUUCCAUUUUUAACUUCAAAUUUCCAAACCUCAUUUGACUAUUUUCCUCAAUUGUCAACUCUAAACCCUAAACAUCAUCAAAAAAUGUCAAGAACAUCAUCAAUGAAAGUACAAGGAUCAGUUAAUGAUCUUGGAAUUGUUGAAAGAACAAUUCAAUUGGUUCAAUCUUCACCACCCACGUGGCAAUCUGCUUUGCUAAGUAACAUUAUUAUCUUCACUGUGGGUUCUCCACUUUUAGUAUCUGGUUUGUCACUUUCUGGUAUUGGAGCUGCUUUCUUGCUUGGUACUCUUACUUGGAGAGCUUUUGGUUCUAAUGGUUUUCUUCUUGUUGCCACAUAUUUCGUUAUUGGCACAGCUGCAACUAAGGUGAAAAUGGCUCAGAAAGAGGCUCAAGGGGUUGCAGAGAAGAAGAAAGGAAGGAGAGGACCUGGAAGCGUGAUCGGCUCUAGUGCAGCCGGUUGUGUUUGUGCAUUCUUAUCAAUUAAUGGUGUUGGUGGGGAGGCAUUUACUCACCUGUGGGUACUUGCAUUUGUAGCCAGUUUCUGUACCAAGUUGAGCGAUACUGUCUCGAGCGAGAUAGGAAAGGCAUAUGGUAAAACUACGUAUCUUGUCACCAACUUCAAGGUUGUGCCACGGGGUACUGAAGGGGCUGUGAGUGCUGAGGGAACCAUAGCUGGGCUUCUUGCUUCAGUUCUCCUUGCUUUUGUUGGUUAUGUAACGGGUCAGAUUAACGUACCUGGGGCUGCAAUUUGUGUAAUAGCUGCCCAGAUAGCAAACAUUGGCGAAAGUCUAAUAGGCGCUUCACUUCAAGACAAAAAAGGAUUCAGUUGGCUCAACAAUGAUGUUGUCAAUGUCAUCAACAUAUCCUUGGGAAGUAUUUUUGCCGUCCUAAUGCAGAAAGUAAUAUUCCAAAGUUAGCAAACUUAAUUUAUGCACAUACUUGGAGCAUGAGCUUGAAUUGUCGCGUUCCAUUGCAUACUGUUGUAGAUCAUAUUCUCGAGAUGCAAAAGAGAUAAGUAACGGGACUUACAGGUGGACAAUGCCAUCCGAGCCAGAAAUGAAGACUUGCGUAGAUAUUUAUUUUACUGUUAUGGUUGAGAAACAAUUCUGAUAAAUUCUCCCCUCAAAUUUACUGAAUUGUUUCAGUGUCAAUGUAUUGUUUCCAACAGUCAUGUCGCAGGAUUUUCAGUAUUGCACAGUUUUAUGUUUGUUACUUACUAAUUGUUUAUGUAAGAUCCAAUUGUCUGCACUUGUAGAUUAGUAGUUUACUAAUUUGAAUAGUAGUGUCAGAGACUCAGUACUGAUGUAAUCUUAGUCAUAGUAACAGAAGCAUUUUUCUACUUUC